AUGCCGUCGCUCUCUUCGAAGCUGAGGGGCAUGCUUCACCCUGAGCAUCACGCAAAAUCGAGAUCGCAGCCGCCAGGAGCCGAGGUCGAGCCUGCUAAAAGACCGGUUCUUGUGGAAAAAUCGCUCUCAGGCUCUACGAGGAGCUCUGCAUUGAGUCGUGAGACCAACAAGUCCGACUACGUGUUGGACGUCUUAAAAUCUACGUUCCAGCUAAAGCAUUUCAAAACUGUCAAAGAUGUCGCUUUGCAGCAACUCGAUGGCGAGCCUAUCGACGACAAGACUUACCUCAUGGAACGUAUCGUCCAACUGGCCGCAGACUUGCCAAUGUCGAGUAGAACGAGCGCAACCCUGACAAACGCAUUCCUGAAUCAGCUAUGGACGGAUCUAAAGCAUCCUCCGCAGUCGUAUUUGGGAGCUGAUUACAUCUACCGCAAAGCCGACGGGAGCAACAACAACAUCCUCUGGCCGGGCCUGGGUGCCGCCAAACAACCCUAUGCGAGAACGGUACGCCCUCGACUCAUGCAACCCGUCGCACGGCCUGAUCCCGCGCUCAUCUUCGACGUGCUCCUGACUCGGAAGAAGUUCAAGCCACACCCAAACAAGAUCUCCAGCGUUUUGUUCUACGUGGCGUCGAUCAUCAUCCAUGACAUCUUUCGCACCAACCAUGACGACUUCAGUAUAUCCGACACUUCGUCGUACCUGGAUUUGGCACCCCUCUAUGGUAGUUCCAUAGAGGACCAACACGCCGUCCGGACAAUGCGCGAAGGAAAGCUGAAGCCCGACUGUUUCUCGGAUGUCCGAAUCUUGGGUUUCCCGCCUGGUGUUGGUGCUUUGCUCAUCAUGUUCAGCCGUUUCCAUAACCACGUAGCAGAAAACCUUGCUCGCAUCGACGAAGGCGGCCGCUUCUCCAACAUCCUGCACCCUCCAGACAGAGCAAAGCCCGCUGAUGCAGAAAAGCUUCACGACGAGGCGCUCUUCCAGACCGCAAGAUUGGUCACCGGCGGUCUUUACGUUAACAUCAUUCUCAAAGAUUAUGUGAGAACCAUUCUCAACUUGAACCGAGCAGAUACUCUAUGGAAUCUCGAUCCCAGAUCCGAGGAAGGCAGUGCGGUUUUCGGCCACGAGAUACCAGAAGCCACUGGCAAUUCUGUCUCGGCCGAAUUCAAUCUUGUCUACCGCUGGCACUCCUGUGUCUCCGAGAGAGAUGAGCAAUGGACAAAGGAUGCGUACACAAGGCUGGUGGGGACCGAGUCUCCGCUCUCAAUGGACAAAUUCUUGCGUGCUCUGAACGAAUGGGCCGUCAGCUUAAGUCCAGACCCAAUGAAACGGGACUUUGCCGGCUUGCAACGGCUACCUGAUGGCAGCAUUCGCGACGAAGACCUCGCCAGUAUAUGGACGGCUUCCGUGACCGACGUAGCAGGUAGCUAUGGUGCAAACCAUGUUCCAGAGGUCCUCAAGAACAUCGAGGUGCUGGGGAUCAUGCAAAGCCGGUCGUGGAACUUGGCGAGUCUGAAUGAGUUCCGACAAUACUUCAAGCUAGAGCCUCACAAGAAAUUUGAAGAUAUCAAUCCUGACCCGCUGAUUGCCCAGCAACUCCGCCGCCUCUACGGUCAUCCUGAUAAUGUCGAGAUCUAUCCUGGUGUUGUUGUCGAGGCGGCCAAGGAGCCGAAGCUGCCCGGGAGCGGCCUCUGCACCAAUUUCACGACCUCAAGGGCAAUUCUUUCUGAUGCUGUCGCACUGGUUCGUGGCGACCGAUUCUAUACUGUUGAUUAUUCGCCGAAUAAUUUGACAAACUGGGGCUUUAAUGCAGCCAACUACGAUUUGGACAUCAACUAUGGCUGCGUGUUCUACAAGUUGGUGCUUACUGCGUUGCCCAAGAACUAUGCUAAGAACUCCAUCUUUGCGCACUAUCCUUUGGUUGUCCCAGAAGAAAACAAGAUCAUUCUGGCUAAGCUGAAGAAGGCCGAUCUCUACAAUUUCGACGUGCCCACUGGUACUUUGCAACAUGCUACUGAAGUUCACAAGGGUGUGACGAAGGUGCCCGCUUCUCCGGCACAAGGCAAUGCUCCAGGGCUUCAUCUCGGUCUUGUCCUGUUCGACUAUGAAGGGUUACCGGAAGCUGCAGGAGCAUUUUACAACAACAUCAUUACUAAGCUGCUGCAGAGCGAAUGUUACGAGCUUGCCGGCCGACAAUAUGUGGAUGUGGUGCGGGACGUUUUCAAUAUCGCUCACGCCAAGUUUGUUAGCGAUCUGCUUCCCCUGCCACAACGCAGUGCACCCGAUCUUAUUGCUUUGCUGUCCACAAUCCAUGGCCAUACGAAUGCACGACAACCUGCCCAGCGGUUUGUGCUCAUGAACACAGAUGUGAAAGCAAGGCACCUGUUUAUGAGUCUUGUGCAAGAACAGGCGAGCCGUGCCGUCAAGGACCACCAUGGCCAUCACUUAGACUCGGCGGGGCUCCUUCGACGGUAUGGUCUGCAAGCAACACAGGCAGUGGCCCAGAAAGGGAUGUCUCCCGAAGAGAUAGCAUCUGCUCAAAUUGUGCCUCUAGCGGCCUUGAUGUUUGUCAGUCAGGCGCGAAUCUUUGCUGAGGUCCUUGAUCACGUCCUCGCGGCAGGUGAGGGGCAAUCACCGCUCGAUGCACUCAAAGAGCAGUCGGACACCAGCGUGCUCUCGAAGAUAAUCAGCUCUCACAUUGACAGAGACACACUGGAAGGUAAGCUGGCAGCAACCACAGUCGAAGUCACCCUCAGAGCCAUGGGUAAUCUCAAGAAGCUGAACCGCGCAGCUGGGUCGACAGGUAGGCUCCGACGCGUGGGCGAGGGUGAAGAGACCAGCUACCUCAAUGUGGAAGAAAGCACAUUCUCGAUGUACCCGGUUUCCAUGAUCGUAAGUUGGGAGGCCAUUUGA
Messenger RNA from Cladophialophora yegresii CBS 114405, 2910 nucleotides. RefSeq lists its product as uncharacterized. Gene Ontology annotation, biological process: response to oxidative stress. Gene Ontology annotation, molecular function: peroxidase activity; heme binding. NCBI's taxonomy places the organism in Eukaryota, Fungi, Ascomycota, Eurotiomycetes, Chaetothyriales, Herpotrichiellaceae. The record is from RefSeq and is a predicted model, not a curated record. The transcript has a single exon. The coding region runs from base 1 to 2910 and encodes 969 amino acids.